Molecule: messenger RNA, 738 nt
Organism: Nycticebus coucang (slow loris)
Lineage: Eukaryota; Metazoa; Chordata; Mammalia; Primates; Lorisidae
Gene: MRPS12
Product: mitochondrial ribosomal protein S12
Exons: 3
Coding region: 39-458 (139 amino acids)
Biological process (GO): translation
Cellular component (GO): ribosome; small ribosomal subunit
Molecular function (GO): structural constituent of ribosome
Source: RefSeq, a predicted model, not a curated record
CAUCUGGACCUCCAGCUGGGGACGCGCCAGGAAGCGGGAUGUCCUGGUCUGGCCUUCUCCGUGGCUUCAACACAGCCCUAAGUUGUGGCCUACCCAAGGCUUGCAGGCUCUGGGCCACCCGCUUUAUGGCUACCCUGAACCAGAUGCAUCGCUUGGGGCGUCCAAAGCAGCCACCACGUCCUCUAGGUCCCACAGAGGGCCGGCCGCAGCUGAAGGGUGUGGUUCUGCGCACCUUCAUCCGCAAGCCCAAGAAGCCUAACUCUGCCAACCGCAAGUGCUGCCGUGUGCGGCUCAGCACAGGCCGAGAGGCUGUUUGCUUUAUCCCGGGGGAGGGACACACCCUGCAGGAGCACCAUGUUGUCCUUGUGCAGGGCGGCCGCACCCAGGACCUGCCAGGUGUCAAGCUCACUGUUGUGCGUGGCAAGUAUGAUUGUGGCCAUGUGCAGAAGAAGAAAUGACUUCUGGAAGGGACAGCCCUGCAGAACAAGAAUGUUUCGCUCCAGGCUACUUUCAACGCUAGAGGCAGCCACAGCUGGGUUCAAAUCCUGGCUUCGCCUCUUCCAUCAGGGCUAUCAUUAGCCCAUAGGAGUCUUGAUAGUGAAAAAGGUAGCCCUCUAUCAACACCCUUGGCUUCUGUGUUAAGAGUGUUGGCAUGAGGGACCUUCUCUGCUAGCACAAGACACUAUAUUGUCAUCUGGUGCAAAGGGAUUAUAAUAAAUACACAGAUCCUCACAAUUG